AUGUCGUUAUCCAUCCCCCAAGCCUCGCAAGCCGGGCUGUUUAAGGCCGGUUAUAACAGUUAUGAUGCGGAAGAUGGCGCAGUUAUUCGCAAUAUUGAUGCCUGCAGAACAAUAGCGCAGACAGUUCAAACCUCAUUAGGGCCUUAUGGAAGGAACAAAAUCGUCAUCAAUCACCUCUCAAAGAUGAUCCUAACCUCAGACGCUGCGACUAUCCUGCGAGAACUAGAAGUCGUACACCCCGCUGCAAAAUUGUUGGUCAUGGCUAGUCAACAGCAGGAGGCAGAAAUGGGGGACGGUACAAAUUUCGUCAUCAUCCUCGCCGGUGAACUACUCAAGAAAGCAGAAGAAUUAAUACGUAUGGGUUUGAAGACCAGCGACAUCGUCUCGGGUUACGAAAAAGCACAGGCAUUUACUCUCAACGCCUUGGAAGACCUCGAGGUCGACCGCCUUUCCAAUCUGCGAUCAGCCGAAGAUUUGAGCAAAGCAUUGCGCACCGUAGUUGCUUCCAAACAAUCGGGCUCCGAGGACGUUUUGUCACAGCUGAUUGCGGAGGCGGUGUUGGCAGUCUUACCCAAGAAUCCCCUCAACUUCAAUGUGGACAAUGUCAGAGUUGUAAAGAUUAUGGGUGGCGAUCUGUCCGCGUCCCGAGUCGUUAAAGGAAUGGUUCUUGGGCGCGAGCCCGAUGGCACUGUCAAGCGAGCAAAGAAAGCCAAAGUCGGGGUGUUCUCUUGUCCACUCGAUACCUCCCAGACUGAAACCAAAGGAACGGUUCUUCUGAAGAACGCCAAAGAAAUGAUGGACUUCUCCAAAGGUGAAGAGCAGCAACUUGAGAACGCUAUCAAAGAACUAUACGACAGUGGUUUGAGGGUGAUUGUUGCAGGAUCCACUGUUGGCGAGCUGGCCCUUCAUUACCUGAACCGCUACGGCAUCCUCGUUAUCAAAAUCUUGUCAAAAUUCGAACUCCGCCGUCUCUGCCGCGUCUGCAACGCCACACCUCUUGCCCGACUUGGUGCACCUAUGCCUGAUGAGAUGGGCAGCAUUGACGUGGUCGAAACUACAGAAAUUGGCGGUGACCGAGUGACCGUCUUCCGUCAAGAAGAUGACACCGCAACAACUCGCACAGCGACUAUCGUUCUAAGAGGCGCGACACAAAAUCAUCUCGACGACGUGGAACGUGCCAUUGAUGACGGUGUCAACGCCAUCAAAGCCAUUACGAAGGACCCUCGCCUCGUGCCCGGUGCGGGCGCCACGGAGAUGCAGCUGGUCGAGCGUAUCACACACUUCGCCGACAAGACACCCGGCCUCCCCCAAUACGCUAUUAGAAAGUAUGCUGAAGCGUUUGAAGUAAUCCCUCGCACCCUCGCCGAGAGCGCUGGGCUCGAUGCUACAGAAGUCCUAGCACGACUCUACACGGCACAUCAGCGUCGGCUGAGCUCGAGCACAAGUGAGGUCAAACGCAGGCAGAAAGCCGGCGACGAGUCUGAAUCCGAAGAAGAUGACGAAGAAGAAGAAGAUUCCUCCUCGUCUACCAGCACCUCUGCCUCCGAGGAGCCGUACUGGACCACUGGCGUGGAUCUAGAGACAUCUGGUGCGGCAACAGGGGUUCUCGACGCGGUAGAAGAGCAAAUCCUGGAUUUGAUGAGCGUGAAGAGCUGGGCUAUUCGGCUCGCCACUGAGGCAGCCAGGACCGUGUUGAGUGUAGAUCAGAUCAUCGUCGCCAGACAAGCCGGGGGCCCGAAGCCUCCUGGACCAAACCCCAACUGGGAUGAGGACUGA
Molecule: messenger RNA, 1776 nt
Organism: Exophiala aquamarina CBS 119918
Lineage: Eukaryota; Fungi; Ascomycota; Eurotiomycetes; Chaetothyriales; Herpotrichiellaceae
Product: T-complex protein 1, theta subunit
Exons: 3
Coding region: 1-1776 (591 amino acids)
Biological process (GO): protein folding
Cellular component (GO): chaperonin-containing T-complex
Molecular function (GO): ATP hydrolysis activity; ATP-dependent protein folding chaperone; ATP binding
Source: RefSeq, a predicted model, not a curated record